Messenger RNA from Eruca vesicaria subsp. sativa (arugula), 655 nucleotides. The record is from the annotation of a GenBank genome assembly. NCBI's taxonomy places the organism in Eukaryota, Viridiplantae, Streptophyta, Magnoliopsida, Brassicales, Brassicaceae.
CAUGUUUCCAAUAACACCUUCUCUUCUUUCUCCAUCGUUCAAAUUCCACUAAUCCAUCAUGACUGUGAAGAAAGUUGAGAUCAAGGUGGAUAUAAACUGUGGGAAAUGCAAUAGCUCAAUCUUGGAAGCAGUCACAGUGAUAGAAGGUGUGAAUCAUAUUUCAUUAGAUGAAGAGAACAACAUACUUACUGUGGUGGGGACAAUGGAUCCGGUCUGUGUAGCAUCACGGUUGAAGAAAAUUAAACAGAAACCUGUAAUCAUUAGCGUUGGACCACCACCAAAACCUCCUGAACCACCAAAGCCUCCAGAGCCUGAGCCAGCAAAGCCUCCAGAAGCGCCUGAGCUACCAAAGCCUCCAACACCACCACCUGAAAAACCAAAGCCUGUAUGCAAUUGCAAGCCUAUGACUCCUUACUGCGCAAGUUGUGAUGUUGUGUCUGUUACUACCUAUGAAAGUGGAAGCGGCUGCACCAUUCUUUGAGUCUUGUAUUUAUUACCUUAGUUACUACAACCUAUAUUUGUCAAGACUCGUUUCUUUUUCUAGAAUGCUAUUUUUAAUAAGAUAUGUAUUUUUGAUGUUGUUUCUUAUUGGAGAAAUGUAAAAUAAAACCCAAAGCAAUGUUUUGCUCAUAAGAGUUUACAUGCAAUCACAAAG